This is a messenger RNA of Porites lobata, 3909 nucleotides long. The record is from the annotation of a GenBank genome assembly. Lineage: Eukaryota; Metazoa; Cnidaria; Anthozoa; Scleractinia; Poritidae.
AUGGUAUCACAGUAUGAUAUUGGGACGGUGGUGAUGCUCAACAGCCUGGAAGGAAAAGAGGUCAGUCUGUGAAUAUAUCUUCUCUCAGCUUUGACUUGAAUUCGAAAAAAAUAUCCCAGGUUGGUGUAUAGCAUUUUUUUUUCUGAGGAGAUCAUUUUACCUGUAAUCACUAUGUGGCAAUGCUACCCUUUUCGCAAUCAGUAUCACCACUAGUAGUUUGCAUGGUCAGAAUUAAACCUGUUUAUCUCGGUAUAGCGAAAAGCUCGUCAGAGUAAUGCUUCCAUCAGCAGCUUCUCGAGUCGUUCAUCGGAGGAUAGAUCAGCUCGAGAGUUUCUAACCUGUCGGUAACAAGGGGCAGGAAAAGGCCAUGCGAGGCUGCGUUCGAUAUCUUGAAGAAGUUCCUUCACAUCGCCAGCCUGCCUGCAAAUAAACAGCAGCGAAAACAACCAAACAAAAACGAUAACAAAGACGGCGACGACGACGAUUAGUAAUGUUUUCUGUUUCAAGUUUGGUCGAAUUUUACAUUUACAUGUAUGUCCUUUGUCGUGAAUUUUAUGAACUACUUUUAGGUCUACCCACAAUACUGGCCUUCUAAAGGAAGUACUAGGUAUGGGAACAUCACUUUAGAGAUGCUUUCAGAAUCUACAGCGAACGGAAUCACGACCAGGAAGAUCAGUAUAGCAAAUACCGAGGUAUUUCUAUCUACCUUUCUAACUUAUUCAUAGAAUGGAUCUGUCACUGUUGUUUAGUUCAUUUUGUUUAGAAUGCCUGUCACGCAUUCUUAUUCGUUUUGAAACUUACCAUGAAUGACAUUAGUUUAGGUUUCUGGGAAACUGCCCACCUACCCCUCCCUUAAGCCAACAUUUUGCCCUACGUGAGAAGUAAGUGUUAACGUUGGAAUAGGGGAAGGGUAGGUGUGCAGUUUCCCAGAAACCUAAAUUGAUCUGUCAAACAAAGUAGGUCUCCCAAGCAUUAAUUAAGCAGUUGUUAGAAACAACAAGAACAGAACUUAAGCCAACAAGUUUUCAAAAACUACAAUUGCUAUUCGUUUCAAUCUUCUUUGAGUUUUUCCGUCUGUGUUUCCUUUUGUAUUUGUUUUGUCAUUUAUACCCUCUUUUAACAUUUUGAACGGUUAUUUUAAUGUUUCACUCAAAUUGGCAGCGGUUCCCACAGUUUGAAUUUUGAUAAAUUUCGUGACACAGCUCCUUUGAGUCCGUAAUUAAGUGUUUUAGCAGUAUAAACAAGUAUUGCUGGUUUAAACGUGACGUCACGGCGGCCAUGUUGGUGGUCAAGAACAAAAGCAUUUUCUCCUCUGGGGAACGAAACUCUAUUUUCAUGUUAAUUCUUCGAGGAAAUAUUCUUUUGUUUUGACCCCAACAUGGCCGCCUUGUCACGUGGUUGCAAACCAAAAAUACGUCACUUCUGUGUAAAUACGCUAACCCGCCCAAAUCUUAGAAAGCUAUAUACCUGAGGCACCUUUAUUUCUUUUAGUCUCUCAUCUGCACGUUAUCUGUUUUCAUUAUCUGCACAUCACUAGUCAGUUGUUACUAUACAGGAUCAAUAGAAGGCAGCAUUCUAGGUGAUUUCGAUGUUAUGAUAAUGUUGCGCAGUUGCACUGGGAGUAUCAUUAUAUACCUAAUUCAAUAAAGGUUGCUUUGGUAAUUGGUCAUUGGUGAUUAGGCAUGGGGUAUUGGAUAUAGAGCGUUUUCACUCACGUGACCAGCAUUUAUGCAAUUUUAUUGGAACAAAAAAGCGUUUACAUAAGAAAAGAGUUCAAUUCCCACAGGACUGGUUUGGAACAACAUCAUGGCCGCCGUGACGUCAUGUGAAAACGCUGUAUACCCAUAUCAUUGCAAUGAUUGGUUUGAGUAACCGCUCCUGGUAACCGCCAAACAAUAGCUUCCCGGGGAGCAAUUGCCCAAUGCCCAAAGCAGCCUUACUGAAUCAGGUAUAUAUCUCAGCGAAAACUUUUCACUUGACGGUUUUUUUAGCCUCCCAAGAAAAAUUCGACGGUUCAGCACCUACAGUUCACUGCCUGGUCAGACCCAAACUCCUGCCCAGAUCCCCAGGAAAUACUUCGUUUAUUGACCGCCGUGCAGAAGUCUCAGCAACAAACAGGAAAUGGAACAAUUGUUUUUCAGUGCAGGUACGAGGGUCAACACUUAUUUGAAUGAGGCAUGGGCAUAUAAAUAAGUAAAUAAAUAAGCUCUUUAUUAAUUUCAAAAAAACGUUCCAAAUAGCCUCAGCCACAGAUUGCUCGGCACCUUUUUGGCAACUGUUGCUAUUUGGAGCAACUUUCUGGCAACUUUUGCCAUUUGGGGCAGAAGAUCUUGAUCCGAGAGGGCAGUAGUUUUAAAUUGCAUUAUUGUACUUCACUGGCUGUCAUUUUGAUUUUAAGGAAAAACUUUUGACCAAUUUUUUAGAAAAGUCGGGCAACUUUUAAAGAAUUUUGGGGCAACGUUUAAGAACAUUUGGAGCAACUUGAGGCUGAGGGUAGUUCCAGAUUACAAUUGACAAUUAGACAAAAUUGACACCUGUUAAUAAAACACCGUUUAAAACGGUACACAGGAACGACCAUGACUCCUUACUAAUCUUGUUUCACUGGGUGGGAGGAGAUCUACCAAAGGGCAGUCAGUAGAAUUUGUAACGCUCCUCCAUAACUAUUAUCUGAGGAGUCUAGAAAGCUUAAAAUCGGCGUGGCCUCCUUGAGAAAGCCAAGACGAACUGCUCUCUCCUGAAACAUCAAUUUAGGAAAGACACUUACUAUAAGUUACUUCGUCCUAACUUUCUCCCUCUUUUCUACCUUCACUUUUAGAAUGGUUUGACCAAAAACAUGUUUCAUAAGAUAAAUUGAAAACAGUUUAUUUUUCUCGAAGAAUUGUAAUAAACUUGAGUAGCGGAAUGUCGUUUGGUUGAGUGGAUUUGGAAGGAUCCUAUAAGUUAGUACCUCAGUCUAAAACAGGCUUAUGAUCAGAGGAUAACUUUGCGAGGGUUUGUAGUGGAUACAUUCCUAGGACAGCUUGCGAGGCAACUGGUGCAUGCUCCAAACUUGCUGAUUUGAAGUUCUUAGCACGGACAGUUGUUGCACUGGGUCAAGAAAACCUACCGUUUUUAGUAAAAUGAGCUCUUUGUUUGCCCAGUCCCAAUGCUUUUCUUGGGACCUGACAUGGCGUAUUUGUAUCACCCGACUUACCACCUGGAAAGAUCCUAUUGCUUCCAUAUUUGGACUAAACAAAUCCUUUUUCUAUUUUUUUUCUACAGCGACGGUGUUGGACGCAGUGGAGUCGCAGCAACCGUAAUGUCCGCGAUUGAAAAACUCAAAAACGAACAAACUGUGGAUGUGUUACAGACGGUCAAUCUGAUUCGCGUAAAAAAGACCCUUUGCUGUUUCAAAUGUGGUAAGAUAAACUGCUUAAAAGUACGAUCUUCGAACCCUCUAGACUUCUUUCUGUAGUUUUGUGUUGUUGUUGUUUUUUGGGGAGGGGAGGGGCGGGGUCUGUUUAACCUUUUCCAGGCGUUCAGAUAGUAGAGCGCGGGCGAAAAAUUAAAGAGGAAAAACAAAAAGAGGGAAGACAAGUCUCCCCUCCUUUUUUUCCCGUCGUUUUCCCAGCGUACGAUUUAACUCUCUCUCUCCACCAUCUGAACGCCGCGCUUUAUUAUCGGAGCGCCUGGAACAUAAAAUAAACUGUACAGGGAAAAGGGAAUGCAUAUAUGAGGAAAUAUGCGCAUCGAGAAAGACUGUGACAGCAUGCUUUAUUUCAUAGUGUUAACAUUAUUUAUAAUCGAUAUUGUUUAUCACUUUUAGGAGCAAUACAUGUUGUGUUACAAGACAAUCCAAGCAUAUUUGGAUUCCUUUGGCGAAUAUGCGAACUUCUCAAAGCGAUAGUCCUCUGGAUUACAAACGGCUUA